AUGGAUAUCAAGAUGAAAGUGUACUCUGAUACGAAUCGCGGAUAUUCACCGCCAAAUUCAGAGAAUACUAGUUUGUCUUUAGGCUUGGAAUCCACAUACGGUGGCAAUGACUACUUUGAGGCCUUCAACAUCGGAUCAGACCAAGAGAUGUACCAGGUAUCAGGACUUUCAGAACUUUUGUAUGAGCCCAAUACCUGGCCACCAACAGAAGGUGACCGUGUCCCUGAGGGCAUGAAACGAUUCCGAGUCAAUCUCGAACGAUGGUACGAAAAAGCAGCGUAUCUUUCGCGCAUAUUGAUACGAGUGUUUGAAGAUGCUCUCGAAGUUCCCGAGGGUACACUAUCACAACAUACAAAACACUCCAUGGAUGUAUUGCGCAUUAUCAAUUACGCUUUGCCGCCUGGCACACCAGCCAUCCGGGAGGAUGAAAUGGGCAUGGGUGAGCACACAGAUUAUGGCUUUUUGACUGUGCUAUGGGCAGACCGUGUUCCUGGCUUACAAAUACUAGGGCGUGACGGUAUUUGGCAUGAUCUCGUACCAGAAGAAGGCGCGCUGCUGGUCAACCUAGCAGAUAUGAUGGCUCGCAUAACCAAUGAACAAUGGUUGUCGACUUUGCAUCGUGUCAAGCCGCCAGUCGUAGAUGGGUUGAUUCAACGUCGCCGCUCGGUUGCAUUCUUCCACGAUGGUGAUGAAGAUGCUAUCAUCAGCACCUUACCCAAGAUGAUUGAUGAGGAACACCCACCCCUUUACAAACCGGUCCGUCUUGGUGACCAUCAAUUGGCGAAGCUGCGUGGUUCAAAGAGCCAUGUGAUCAACAAACAAAAUACUGAAAGAGAAGCAGCACGCGUGCUUGCGUCAAAAAGAACAUAA
Molecule: messenger RNA, 870 nt
Organism: Malassezia pachydermatis
Lineage: Eukaryota; Fungi; Basidiomycota; Malasseziomycetes; Malasseziales; Malasseziaceae
Product: 2og-fe oxygenase
Exons: 1
Coding region: 1-870 (289 amino acids)
Molecular function (GO): dioxygenase activity
Source: RefSeq, a predicted model, not a curated record